UUCCAUUUCACAGCCUUGUGGGCAAACAGUUGAACAUGCUUCUCGGAUCUUAGGGAGUUACCCUAGAUAGAUACUGCGUCUCAAUGGCGCCCUACAACCUCUACCUGUGGCUGCUGGGCAUAUAUGGUCAUCCCUGACGUUGAUAUCACAAACCAAAUCUUUCGAAGUACUCGGCGUACCCAAUAGGCGCACAGCUAGAUCGUUACAGCAUAUUUAAUUUGGAUUCAAAGCGCCCGUCGCUCACAAGGUUGUUCCAAACCAUCGACGUGUGUCCAAAGUCUCAUCCAGCCAACAAUGCGUAGUAUACCUCUUUCAGGUUCCGAGUUCACUCUCGAUGCCUCUGGAGUAGCUGGUUUUUUUGGCGGUGAUGAAGCAGUUUCCGCGAUGGCUACCGUACACGUGUACGGAGGAAGAAAAUUGCUGGGAUGGUACAACUCACCAGGAUCAUACCUUAUCGCCAAGAGGUACGACCAACUCGCCAAAUCGCGUUUUUGGGAUGGUUCAUUCCCAGGCGUCAACACCGACCCUGCCACGCUGUUGGAGCUGGGUAGUCAGAAGGGCCCAAAGUUCGAGGGUGUGGAGUCUGGGUCGGUUAUCCCAGAAACUGGUCACCUCGCUGCCCUGAUGAUAAAAGAAUGCCAGACAGAGCGGGGCAUUGAUGUACCAGGAAGAAAAUCCAAACCAGUUGGGGUCACAAUCGUCGACCUCCACCACGUCCCUGAUGCAACCAUGACACCAAAACAGCUCAAGAAAUACACCAGCGCUUUCGCAUUCAUCCCGAUGUCAGUAUCUAUUGGCACCUGCAUCGCGUGCGCUCUCUUCAAAGACUGGUACUCUUUCAGUAUGAUCCUGCUCGGAAUGUUCGCAAGCGGAAUAUCAUGUUUUGUCAUCGGAUCCGGAAAGUUCACCUUCAAUCAUCCCAUCCCAUCGCCGGGAGCGCCACGAGGUGAUGGAUUACUCCUCACGGAAAAUAAUGUCAUCGUCCUACUCGGCGAAGAAGGCGCUGUCAAUUCCAUUACCCGUGGGAGAUUCUCUCUAAACUUCAGCAGCGAAUCAGAUUACAGAAACAUCGGCCUAUGCUCGUUGAUCCUCACGACGCAAUUCAUCGCACAGCUGCUGCUCAUUCCGCAGAGCGCGCUCUUCGGACAAAUCAUGUUCUUAGCAUCGCUUGCAGUCUCCUGGGCAUACAACUCUUGGUUGUCAUCGCUGGACAAGGAUGAGAUCCAGAGGAGACUGCUACUGGAUGUGGUCCUCAAGCGGCCAUCGUUGACAAAAUAUAUGUUGGGCACACGCACUGCCAUGGCAGUCUUCGUUCUGCUGGCGCUGAAUCCGUCAGAGCCAGCAAAGGUACUGGACGAUAUUCUCCCGAACGAUACCAAAGUGUGGAGGAAGUGGAAAUCGAUCAUUCUGUCAAGGCUACAGGACGGCGAAAAGAUGCAUUUUCAGUCAACCGAUUGGGACGAUGGAAGUUUCAACGGGAGAGAGAUCACCCUUCUGAAGACCCUCUUGGGUGAUGCCCACGCUGCCUAUGAUGGGUAUUCCGACCACCUGAGGUCGCAGUAGUUGUGUGAUGAAUUAGCGCCACCUGCUUAUGAUUCUGUGUACCGAUAUCUUGUAUCCUCGCUUCUGUUCUGGGUCUCUUGCCUCUGCCUCGAAUCCUCCGUUCUCGGUUUUUGUGUUCGACCAUGUAUACGGUAUACCGCGAUACCCAUAAUUUGAAUAUCCUUGCGAAAAUGGUUUCGUUACUCGGUACUCAACACAAG
Messenger RNA from Suillus clintonianus, 1763 nucleotides. RefSeq lists its product as uncharacterized. The record is from RefSeq and is a predicted model, not a curated record. The transcript has 3 exons. Lineage: Eukaryota; Fungi; Basidiomycota; Agaricomycetes; Boletales; Suillaceae. The coding region runs from base 295 to 1563 and encodes 422 amino acids.